CACAACAAAUACUAUAUGUACAAAUCGGAAGUUUCUUUUUUUGUUCAGUAUAUGUCUACACAAUCGUCUGCGUGACCUAGAAGCAUAUCACAAGUCCCUGACAUGCCUGGGUCACUGUCCAGCAUAUUAUUUAUGCAGUGUAAAUGUUGGAUCACUGAGUAAAUACUUACAGUGUUUAAAGAAACAUGGCCUCUCAAGAUGUCGAGCUAAAAGACGACAAAGUCAGCAUAAUUGGCUGUGGUUAUUUCGGCAGCUCCUGGCUGAUGUUAUACGUACGAGGGGGUUAUCGCGUGUCUGUGUAUGACGUCAGUUCAGACAACAUGAGAGCGUCCCUGGCGCAGAUCCGGACGGAAUUGUACCAUCUGGAAGAGAACGGACACGGCAAGGAAGGUUUUACAGCCGAACAGCAGUUUGAACGAAUCACUAUCUGUAGCAGUGUGGAAGAAUGCGUCCGGAAUUCCAUUUUAGUGCAAGCAAGUCCUUGAGUCUGUUUCUUUAGAAGUCUGUAUUAAUACUGAUACAUUUUUAUCAAUUAAAAAAAAAAAAUUCUAUAUAAUCCUUGCUGUAAUAAAAAAAAGAAAAAAAGAGGCAGGGGCAAGGAAACAUUUUUUCCAAUUGAACAACUGAUUUCAUUUCUUUCUUAUUUAUUUUGUACUUACAUGCAAAUAAUGUUCAAACGAAACAAAAAGGAAACAUCUGUAUAAAUUUGUAAUAAAUAGCAACCUUUCCAUCUGAAAA
Gigantopelta aegis is the source of this 738-nucleotide messenger RNA. Its product is annotated as lambda-crystallin homolog. The record is from RefSeq and is a predicted model, not a curated record. Bases 186 to 485 code for a protein of 99 amino acids. Gene Ontology annotation, molecular function: NAD+ binding; oxidoreductase activity, acting on the CH-OH group of donors, NAD or NADP as acceptor. The transcript is spliced from 2 exons. NCBI's taxonomy places the organism in Eukaryota, Metazoa, Mollusca, Gastropoda, Neomphalida, Peltospiridae. Gene Ontology annotation, biological process: fatty acid metabolic process.